Messenger RNA from Phragmites australis (common reed), 1474 nucleotides. RefSeq lists its product as uncharacterized. The record is from RefSeq and is a predicted model, not a curated record. Lineage: Eukaryota; Viridiplantae; Streptophyta; Magnoliopsida; Poales; Poaceae. The transcript has 4 exons. Bases 468 to 1214 code for a protein of 248 amino acids.
CGUUGCCAUGCGUAAGCAAUGCGAUGCUUUGUUUGCUUGCAAAGGCUCGUGUGAAAGGGUGGUAACCGAUGGAGGGAGAACGAUGAUGGCGGCCUGCUUGUAGCGUUCAAGGAGGAUAAAAGUUGCGAGCUUUGCGUGUUUCUCUCCUGUGUUUCUGCUUAAUUUAGGCAGGCUGUUUUCCUCCUUUGUACGAACUGUUCCUAGGAAGUAAUGAAGUUACCUCCUUUAUUUGCCGCCUUCAUUCUGUGAGUCCUAACAUGCGUUCUUUCGUGCUACUGGUGCCGUAUUUUCGUGUUGCGGUUAGGCUUUGAUGGAAUCUUCAAGUGCUUUGGUUUCGUAAUUCAGGUGGCCAGUAUUUCAGAAGCAUAGGGAGUGGGAAAUCUGGAUCUUGAUCUCUUGAAACCGAGAGGGCCACAGUUUUGUCUGUUGAUGUUUUAGAGUCAAGUACUCUAAUUUUUGCAGUUCUGAUGGAGACGAAGGGUGUGAGUGACCAGGAUGCUUUGAUUGACCUGGAGAGUGGAAAUUGCGUUGUGGUAAGUGAUCAUAACAAUGGAGUGGAUGCUAGUUUUACAGUUGGGCAAGCAAGAACAGUGCCUAAUGGUGCGUGGAAUGGUUGUGUGGUUGCCAACGUAUGUCUGAAGGAUGACAAGAAUCAGAACAUGGAUUGCUCCCCUCCUACUUCAGAUGUUGUUGCUAAAAACGGUGACGACAGGAAGUCUGAAGGGGAGGACAAGCUGGGCCUUUUGGAUAAUUCCGGAGGCGAUAAGGCAAAGAAGAAGCGGUCCAAAAAGCCACCGCGACCACCAAGGCCGCCAACACUUACACCAUUGGAUGUUUCCGACCAGAAGCUCCUCAAUGAGCUGAAUGAGCUUGCAGUAUUGAAACGGGCCAGGAUUGAGCGAAUGAAGGCUUUGAAGAAGAUGAAGAAUGGCAAACAAGGGUCCUCAAGUAGCAAUUUAUGCCCGCUGAUAAUUACCAUUAUCUUCUGCAUCGUCAUACUCUGGCAAGGUUUUUUCUCGAGACAAGGGUCGGCCGUAAGCUUCCACGGAUCACCCGAAUCAUCAAUCAGAGCACAUAGCAGUCUGAUCUCCAUUAGGUUCUACAAGAAGAACCAUUCCAAUGUUCGACCACCCAGGUUGACCACUGCAGCUCCCAAUAAUGCGGAAACUGUUUCGAGGCCGGCGAUUCAUAACGAAGUGAGAAGGGUGGCUUGAUGAACAUGGUGGACACAUGCACCCCCACUUGCCAUUUUGAAGCUUCAUCUUGACCCAGGUUAUGUAAAUUACGACACCGUUAGUGCACUCCUCGAGGCGCCUUGCUGUAAAUUAGUGUGUGCUCCUGGGUCGUACGCUAAUCAGUGGACCUGUUGGCUGCUGUGCCUCUGGUCACGGCACUUAGUGAAGAGAGCAAGCAAGCUGUGUCUUGAUUACAAUAAUAAAUGUUUGCGCGUAAUAAUCAAAGCUGAUCUAAUUCA